UUGGACCGCCCAAGCGGUAACAUGACUAGAGCUUGACUAGAGAAGCUGCUUCGAGGAGGGAGGCUCGCGAGGGGCAUAAAAGUGGCGUUCUGUUCCCAGCAGCGCGUUCCAGUCUUAUCUAUGACUUGUUCUCUGGUGUACUCUGACCCUUUUGCAGCUUGCCUCGAAAUCUACAAGUUGAAAUAAAACAUGGCCAAAGUUGAGAAGUUUGCAUUACAUAUACCUACUUUGGAAGAACUGGUAGGGGUUUUACAGAAUGGACUGAAAGAAAACUUUGCAGAUGUCGAGGUUUCGGUGGUGGACUGCCCUGAUCUGACUCAAGAACCUUUUAAAUUUCCUGUUAAAGGAAUUUGUGGAAAUCCUCGAAUUGCAGAUGUGGGGGGUGUUCCAUACCUUCUGCCACUUGUUCAGAAAGAUAAGGUUUAUGACCUGAACACAGUUGCUAAGGAAAUACAGCUACCGGGAGCGUUUUUUCUUGGCGCUGGAGCAGUUUCAUCCAGAGUGGUUGGAGGCAAUGCUGAGUUGAUCCCUAUUGUUCAAGCUCAAAGUGGCAAAAGCCCUGCUGUCAAUGGAAGUUACCUUGCCAGAAUUAACCCUGAAGAUGGAGGGUGUCUCCUGGAAAAAUACAGCUCCAAAUACAAAGACUGCGAAUUUGGACUUCUAGCCAACCUAUAUGCCAGCGAAGGCCUUCCUGGCAAGGUGAUUAAAGUGAAAGCAAAUAGAAGAACCGGGGACCAGAACUUCAUAUCGUGCAUCAGAAAAACCUUAGAGAAAUGUUACGGUGACAAACCAGUUGGAAUGGGAGGAACAUUUGUGAUCCAGAAGGGAAAAGCCAAAUUUCACGUUAUGCCUUCUGAGUUCUCUGAAUGUCCUUUGAAAACAGAUGCAGAAGUGAACAACUGGCUCAAGUUUUUUGAAAUGAAGGCUCCGCUGAUUUGCCAGCCAGUAUUAGUUUCUACUGAUCCAGGGGUUGACCUGCGCCUGGAGCAUACCCACGGCUUCAGCCACCAUGGAGAAGGUGGACACUACCAUGAGGAUACAACUCCAGAGACUGUUGAGUAUCUAGGGUAUUUCGUGCCGGCUGAGUUUCUCUUCCGAAUCGACCGACCUAAACAUACACAUCUGGUUGGCCGGGAUUAAACUUGAUACAAGAUCUAACAGGAAGCAACUUUUAUUGAAAAAGGCCAAACCGAAUCACUGAAAUCUGCCUUUUGCUGAAGCCAGUGACAUUGAAUCAUCACAGAAAAAUAGCACUUACUUUACUUAUACUUUACAAGAGACACAAUAAUUGAAAAUAAAAUGAAAUUUAAAUCUGAUGGCAAAGGACACUAGCAGUCAAAUUAUUGCAUUUCUACAAAUUUGUGGGGUUUCAGCCGCCUUCUUUCGUUGCCAACUACUUUUCUGUGUAUUUCUAGAAAUGUGGAACUAAGACAGAUUGUACUCAACGGGUCUCAUGUCUGAAUAGACGUGCUUUGUUUUGUGUUGGGCAAAAAAGAUCUUUCUUGUUAUUAUUAGGGCAUCUCAAAUGUGCAUUGAUUGCAUACAAAAUUCCUUGGGGAGCAUAUCUAAACUUUAAAUACUUUUUCCUUCUCAAAACAUUUCCCCUAUGUGUUGUCGAAGGCUUUCAUGGCCGGAAUCACUGGGUUGCUGUGAGUUUUCUGGGCUGUAUGGCCACAUUCCAGAAGCAUUCUCUUCUGAUGGCAGGUUCUCUCAGAAGUUGCCUGCCAUAGAUGUGGGCAAAAUAUUAGGAGAGAAUGCUUCUGGAAUGUCACCAUACAGCCCAGAAAACUUGCAGCAACCCAUUCUCUCUCUGUUCGUCUGAAAUUUGGCAGACUUUAGAUUUAGAUAAAGUUUAGAAGGACAACUUUUGCUUUACAUUUAAUUAAACCUGUGUAAGAAAGAAAGAGACAAAUAGACUACUAAAGGGAUCAUAGACUAAUGUGUUUCAGCCUAUUAUCUGAUGUAUGGGACUGGAUUUUAUGCUUGUAUCAUGAACGUAAACAUAUCCUGAGCAUUAUAAUACCUGUCAUUCUAGCAUCUGUAUUGGAAAUGUCUCAGGGAGAUAUGAGAUAAGAGUAACAGGAAGCAGUGCAAAGAUUUUAUUGAAAAAAUGUGAUAUUUCAGCUUUAUAGUUCAAUGAGAACAACAAAAAUAAUGUAGCAGGAAGGAAAUUGCUCACACCGACCUAUCAUAGCAAUGUUAAUUUGCAAGACAAUUUGCAAGGCUGAAUAGGUCUUCCCUCCUCUUUGGAGAGAAAAAAAGGAGGUAUCAGUUUUGUGACUUAAAAUGACAGCUUAUUUCACAUCUGGGCUGGUGGGGUACUUAUUAGAAGUACUGUAGCUAUAUGGAAGUAAUUAAAAAUUUAUUCUGCAUAGAUUUCCAAUGUGUGCUGGAACACCUUAUGGCAGCCUUCCUUCACUUGGUGUCUUUCAUAUGUUUUGGAUUACUACUGCCACCACCAUGGGCAGCCUUUAGAACUUGGUUGGUCAUUGCGCAGCCCUUUAGAGGCGUUUGGAUGGCAAUUCCCAGCAUCCUGAUCCAGCACAGCUAGAAAGAGGAGUGAUGGGAGUUGCUAUCUGAAAUCAUGUACAAUUCCUUGUGUUGUCAAAGGCUUUAAUGGCCAGAAUCACUGGGUUGCGGUGAGUUUUCUGGGCUGUAUGGCCAUGUUCCAGAAACAUUUUCUCUUGAUGUUUCACCCACAUCUAUGGCAGGCGUCCUCAGAAGUUGUGUACAAUUCUUGCCCCAUCAGAAAAUGGGUUAAGGCAAGGAAGCUCAGUUUGACUGUCAUUCUACUAUUCUGAAUUAUUUUUAAUAUAUAUAUAAAUUUACUGUCUUGAUACUUGCUGAGAUUCAGAAGCUGAAAAGUACAAUUUCGAUACUAUAAAUGUCGAGCUGAAUUUUGAUACUCCAAAUAAAACUGAUUAAUUGUA
This is a messenger RNA of Anolis carolinensis (green anole), 2930 nucleotides long. It is a transcript of the gene bkgd, whose product is annotated as chromosome 3 C11orf54 homolog. The transcript is spliced from 9 exons. The record is from RefSeq and is a predicted model, not a curated record. Lineage: Eukaryota; Metazoa; Chordata; Lepidosauria; Squamata; Anolidae. Gene Ontology annotation, molecular function: hydrolase activity, acting on ester bonds; zinc ion binding. Bases 190 to 1140 code for a protein of 316 amino acids. Gene Ontology annotation, cellular component: nucleus.